AUGGCCGGCGGCGUUGUUUUUCUAUGGGACGCCGCCGCCGGAGAAUACUAUGCGCGCACGCACACAAACGCACACGCACAAUGGACCGUGGUCGGUGUACGUGUGCGUGCGCGCGCGAUCAACGUCGACGAGGGUGGGUGGCGGUGGCGUACGACGACUACGACGGCAUUCCACUAUCGUAACCCACCCGCCCCGCCAGACCGUAGUGGUGCUCCGGCCCCGACCCCGACCGACUGCGGGCCGCGACACCCGUACUACGAACCGGCACGCCGCAGCGCGCCGUACAGCAGGUGGAUCCAUACGCCGUGA
Molecule: messenger RNA, 309 nt
Organism: Macrosiphum euphorbiae (potato aphid)
Lineage: Eukaryota; Metazoa; Arthropoda; Insecta; Hemiptera; Aphididae
Source: the annotation of a GenBank genome assembly